AUGGGGGGCUCGACGAACGUGAAGGAAUGGUGGCCUGCCGUAUUCAUGGUGUUGGUCCAAAUUUUCACGACAGGGUUGGUGUUGCUCACGAAAGUGGUGGUGGACAGUGGGUCACUUGCUUGGACCUUGCUCACAUACCGCUUCUUCCUUGGCGCCAUCUUGACCGUCCCCUUGGCGAUGUUCUUUGAGAAAGGGAGGUUGAAGGAGCUUAAAUUGAAGGCAUUCAUAUGGAUUUUCACCAGUGCACUUGUGGGAUUCACAAUUCCUGGUCUCUACUACAUUGGCCUCGGAGACACAUCGCCAGGAUACGCGAUAAACUUCUAUAACAUCAUCCCAAUUGCCACCUUCAUCCUCGCGGUCCUUUUCAGGAAGGAGUCACUGGACAUGAGGAGCCUGGUGGGGAACAUCAAGGUCAUUGGAACCCUAGUCUGUGUUGGAGGAACUCUGGUGAUCAGCCUGUACAAGGGCAAGGUGCUGCACCUUUGGCCCACCAAUAUCAUCGGCUACCACCCGAAGCAAGCCGGAGCUGCGUUUGGUCACCACCAUGUGCGUGGAACCGUCUUGCUCAUCACCAGCUGCCUCAGCCUCGCCGUUUGGUACACAGUACAGGCUCAGAUGCUAAAAGUGUUCCCAUACAAGUACUGA
This is a messenger RNA of Triticum turgidum subsp. durum (durum wheat), 645 nucleotides long. Lineage: Eukaryota; Viridiplantae; Streptophyta; Magnoliopsida; Poales; Poaceae. The record is from the annotation of a GenBank genome assembly.